CCCCGCAGCCCCCCUGGGGGUCGGGACCCCCAACCCACCGUGUUGUCCCCGCAGGAGGUGGACUGGGAGGUGGAACUGGCCGCUGUCAUCGGGAAGAGGGGGCGGCACAUCGAGGAGUCGGCAGCCCUGGAGCACGUGGUGGGGUUCACGGUGGCCAACGACGUGAGCGCCCGGGACUGGCAGCUGCGCAACGGGCGGCAGUGGCUGCUGGGGAAAACCUUCGACACCUUCUGUCCCCUGGGGCCCGCCCUUGUCACCAGGGAGGCGGUGAAAGACCCCCACAACCUGUGGAUCCGCUGCAGCGUCAAUGGGCGCCCGAUGCAGGACAGCAGCACCCACCACCUCAUCUUCGGGGUGCCCACCCUCAUCGCCUGGGUGUCCCGGUUCGUGACGCUGGUCCCUGGGGACAUCCUGCUGACGGGGACUCCUGCCGGAGUGGGGUUCUUUCGGAAACCCCCUGUCUUCCUUAAGCCUGGGGAUGAGGUGCAGUGUGAGAUCGAGGAGCUGGGCACCAUCUGCAACCGCGUGGUCUGAUGGUGGAGAGACCCCCCAGAUCCCACCCCUGUGGGAUCAAUAAAUCCACUAACAAAGAGAACUCAGAAUCAGUCUACUGAAACGCUCCCAAUCUGAGAAAAAGAUAAUAAAAAGACUGAAAAUGUGGACUAAUUAGCAUAAGAAGUGAGAAAGUAAUAACCAAUAUAGAAUACUACUUAAUUAACAUAACCAAUGAACAUUAAUUUCUUUGCUAAAAAUGUAUAAAUAAUGAAAAGUUUUGAAAGUGGGUGGGCAUGUUGAGUGGAACUAUCCCCAUGCACCCCAACACUGUGACUAAACUAAUGCCUGCUUUCUAAUACUAAAAAAA
This is a messenger RNA of Manacus vitellinus (golden-collared manakin), 862 nucleotides long. RefSeq names its product fumarylacetoacetate hydrolase domain containing 2B (gene FAHD2B). The annotation marks the transcript as partial. The record is from RefSeq and is a predicted model, not a curated record. Gene Ontology annotation, molecular function: hydro-lyase activity. The transcript has 5 exons. Lineage: Eukaryota; Metazoa; Chordata; Aves; Passeriformes; Pipridae.